Messenger RNA from Danio aesculapii, 6107 nucleotides. Its product is annotated as kelch repeat and BTB domain-containing protein 11. NCBI's taxonomy places the organism in Eukaryota, Metazoa, Chordata, Actinopteri, Cypriniformes, Danionidae. The coding region runs from base 831 to 2954 and encodes 707 amino acids. Gene Ontology annotation, molecular function: protein binding. The transcript has 2 exons. The record is from RefSeq and is a predicted model, not a curated record.
UUCAUUUGGCCGCGCGCUCGUCGGGUGUGCAGGAACGUCGCGCGCUCACCGCGCAUUUAAUCAGCACACACAGCAGCUGAUGUGUGGACAGACAGAGAGAGAGAGAGAGGGGGAGAGGGUGAACAACACACACGGGGGUGUGGUUUAGAUCAAUGCCUCACCUCAGCUUACAAUAAGAUACAAAAUACUGCAAAGCACACCGAGGGCGAAGAGGCGGCGUCGAUCAGAGACGAGGUCGCCUUUGUGGAAUAUAUUUGGCUUCAUCAGCUCCACUGAGAUAAUGAUAUUUAGUGGACGAGGAUUCUCCAGUCGAGGCUUUCAGAUGCAUACAGUUGGACAAGAAUGAGGAGGAGGAAGAGAAGUUCUCGCUGAACUGCCCUUCUAUUACAGCAUGGGAUAUGUAGUAUGUACGUGAUUUAAGUGGUCUACAUUUGGAUAACCUCAAGACAGUCUCACAGACUCCCUGCAGCGCCGUGUAUUUUAAUCUACAAUCGUUGACUUGCAUAAGAGCGCUUUGUGCAAGGAACUGCUGAAAGAAAUUAUGCAAUUUAAUGUGGUUUGAAUUCAGAACGGAGCAAACAGGAUCUUCCCUUGAUUUAGGAAAGCUUUUCUUGUUAAUGCGGAUGAAAUGUACACAGACAGAAAGGACAGCAAAUUUGUCCUUGCAAUGCUGUCUUUGAAAGAUCAUUACCACGAUAAUUAGGAUCUGCCAGUCAUCCCUGUGGGAUUAAUUUAGCUCGACAGUUGCAAAAAAGAAACGACUUCUGACAAAUUGUUAUUGCUCUAAAAGCACUAAAUGACAUAGGGUGAAUUGAAUAAAAUACAGAAGGAUGAACAACACUCUGCACGACAGAAGCAUGUUCACCGUACAAGCGGAUGUUAUAUUUCACGCCGCAAACCCAGACUCUCCAGAACCACACAACCCUCCUGAAGGGAACAACAACAAUGUCUCAGCUAUUGGGAAAACAGGCGUCCCCAGCUUGGAAAUACUGCAGGGUCUCCAGGGAACAUGGGAUAAGUCCGAAUCAGGAGAACUGACUGACAAUAGAAGUUUGGGACACUAUGGUACUGUAACAAGUGCAGAAUAUGCACAAGAUGCUGUCUCUAGUGACAGUGGAUUUCAAGAGCACAUUCAGACUCUGGAUUCAACUAGAGCACAAAAUCUGGACCUCAGUUUGAGAAAUACUGGUGAAGCUUUAAGUCAAGGGAACAUUAGAGAAGACACAAACGGAACAAAUGCUGCUUGCAGUUUGGCACCCUCUCUAUGCUUCAGACCAGAGAAUAAGGAGGAAACUGACAAACUGUCCAAUGUCCUGAGAGACGAUGAGGUUGUUCGGAGUCAGUUCGACAUUAAAAAUGUCUCUUCCACAUCAGAGAACAGAAAUCAUUCCUAUUCUGGCACCCAGGAAACGAGGUCACUUCAGAAAACCUUAGGAAGCUUUUUAAGUUCCUCUGAAGGAGCCAAUCAGACCAGCUACGGAACGUCAUUUGGACAGACCUGUAUGGAAGGGCUAAAGCAAAGUGGAUCUGCAGUAAGAGAAGCUCUCUCUGCAAAAGAGGAGCCAAAUUUAGUCAUAGAGGUGGGCGGACAGAAAAUACAAGCACACAAAUCAGUAUUAGCUGAGAAGAGUGAUUAUUUUAAGGCCAGGCUUUCUCGAGACAUCCUCAAAGUAAAAGGAAUGAGCUACAAGACCUUAUCAGUGCUUGUAGAUUAUGUUUACUCUUCGCAGAUGAAUGUGAGCAAAGACAAUAUCGUGGAUGUCAUUACAGGGGCGAAGAUACUGCAGAUGCCCUGUGCAGUGCAGGCUGCCAUUGAUACCAUUUCCACACAGAUCACAUCUGAGAACUGCUAUGAAAUCCUAACAAUUGCUAAAAAGCAACGAUUAAAUGAACUGAAAGAAACCGCCUAUCGAUUCAUGAGUGACAACUUUCUGCAGGUUCUGAAAGAUCCAGCUGUCUAUGGACGCCUCACAGGUUCAGAGAGAGACGUCAUCCUGCGGAAACGAAUGGAAAGCCGCAAGUGUCUGAUGGUGGCAGAAAUUAAUGACGUGUUUGAGCGUGUAGGAAGUCGACCACCCAGCAGAAACAGCAGCCGUCCCCAGAGUCCCCUCUCCAUCACCUCUUUUGAGGACAAUCACAUGAUCUACUACUACAACAAGAGCAGUAAGGACUGGCACACGUUGACCGUCAUGCCUGAUGACAUCAACACCAAGGGCUGUGGGAUCUGCACCAUGUACAACUACUUGUUUGUGGCCGGUGGGAUCAGGGGGACUGGGGAGAAAAGCAAAGUCUCAGACAAAGUUUACUGCUACAAUCCUGUCACAGACCGCUGGAGUGAAGUUAGACCCAUGAACCAAGCCCGAUCACAACUCAAGCUUGUCUCCAUGGAUGGGAUCCUGUACGCCAUUGGCGGUGAAUGUCUUUUUACAGUGGAGAAGUACGACCCUCGAAUGGACCGCUGGACAGCGGUGGCCCCUUUACCUAAAGGAGCGUUUGCUGUGGCUCAUGAAGCCACUACAUGUAACGGCGAGCUGUAUGUCUCGGGAGGGUCUCUGUUCUAUCGGUUGCUGAAAUAUGACCCUAAGAGGGACGAAUGGCAGGAGUGUCCAUAUAACAACAGCAGGAAAAAAUCCACAGAUAUGGUGGCUCUCAAGAGCUUCAUUUACCGAUUCGAUGUCAAUCGAGAGCAGGGCAUCAGCGUCUUUAAAUACAACACCAUUGUGAAGAUGUGGCAUGAUUGUGCCUCGCAGCAGCAGGGCUGCACUCUGCCAUUUCGAUGUGCCGUUAUAGAUAACUGCAUCUUCUGUGUGAAUAAAUCUCAGACUCUUCAGUUUGUUGUUGAAGACGAUGGAGGUCGAUUCAAAGAUGAGAAUCUGAAAGCACCUGUGGAGGCCAAAGGGAUAUUAUUCCCAUUCAUUCUCAGCUUGCCGGACAGAGGUGGAAGAAUUGCAUGAGCGGGAUAUUUUAUCCCUCGUGUGACCCUUCGGUGACAUGGUGAAAGAGAAUGCCUGGUCAAUAUUUAUAGAUUAAACAUUAUCUCCAGAGAAGUUCAAGGAGCCAGCACAUAGUGCUUGAAACUGGAAUGUGUUUCUUUGCAUGGUAAGAAAAACAAAUGUUCGGCGCCUUAAAAUCACAGCUUCACUAUCCAUCUUUGGCAGAUGAAAAAAAGUUGUACAUUUAUGGAUCAUCUGUCACUUCUUUCAUUUGUUUUGUGCACUUUGUAUCAAAUAGUAAUUUAGGUUGAAUUUUGCCUCUGGAAUUAGCAAAAACAAGACUGAAGCCUCUAUUCAGGGUAGACACUGAACUGAUAGACGUUGACCAAUGGUGUUAGUCACAACUCCACAAACUAUGACUAAAGAGGUUCAGUUGCACCAAUAAGUGUGGUAAGGUGAGCUAAGGAAUUAGGGGACCCCGCCCAAUGCCAAGAAGCCUAUAUUAAUCAUAUAGCUCGUUUAUACAUAGGUUGUAAAAUUGGUCCCGUAAAGAUUUUUAACGUUAUUACUUCUUUUCAAAACAGGGGGCGCCCAUGAUUAGUGGACAGUUCCUUUUGUACUGCACAUGCACGAGGUGUGAGUGCUUCAGACAUUGCCAGUCUAUCAGUCAUCAGAGUAGAGCUGAGGUAGAGAGAGUGAGAGUUUUGAGAAAAUUUAAGGGGGGAAAAAAUUAGAAAUAAAGACAAACAAUGAAACGCAGCUACCCCAGCGAUCCUGCUUUCUGGCCAAAACACCUGUCAGAUCAGAUGAGCGCUGUGAGCUUGUUAAGAGAUCGAGGGCCUGUUCAAAUAAAAUUUCCAGUGAAAUGGCCGCCGAUUCACAAACGGCAAUUAUUUAAUUUAUAUGAAAAAUGGUGACAAGAUCAGUUUGAUUGAUUGUGAAUUAAAUUUGUUUAAAUGUUUUUAUUAAUAAAUAUUAAAAUCUAAUCCCAUAACUGGCAGAUUUACUGUACAUAGUUUGUAAACUUGUUUUUAUUUGUGAGUUUAUUGCAUUUAAUUUUACAUUAAGAAGAUGAAGGUUCAUUUAAAUAUUAAAAUAUGUAAAAUAUACUUUUAAAUAUUUUAUAUACUUUUUAUAUUUGUUUAUUUAAAUAACUUUUAACAUGCAGUUUAUUUACAAAAAACCUAAUCAACAGAGAAAGAAAAUAUCUAUAGAGAAAGACAAUGUUUCAAAACCUGGAAUUGCUUAGGGUCCCCAAAAUCACUAAGUCCGCCCCUGGCUGAACAUGAAUACUAACCAACUCCAACAGACAUACAACAUAUAUCUGGGUUUCUCAGCAGUGUUGGUUCCAAUUUGCUCAAAUAAGAAAAGAAAAACAUGAUAAUAUUUUCAUGACUUUCACGAAAAAGAGUGAAGUUGAAGAGAAAAAGAGAGAACAAUGUCCAAUUUAUUGUCCUGCCCAUAGACGCUGCAUUAGAAACAUCUAGCAUAAGUGUUAACUUUUUUUUUUGUGUGAUUUGAUGCAAAAAUUUGCUGUCAUUGGUCAACGUCUUUCGGUGCCAAGUGCAUUAGCCUUGAAAUGGCAAUGAAGAGCACAAAUGAACAACUGAAGCACAUGAUGUAAUAGCGAACCUGUUUCCUAGCAACAGAUUCUAUGCAAAUAGAUUUUGAAGUAGAUAUUAAAUGCAUUUUUGAACUGCAUAAAAAAGCUCUCAAUCCUAGAACUUUCAUAUUGCUGGAGUCAGUAAUCAAGUGUCUUUAAGCAGCUAAAGAAGCCAUAACCUUUACUAACAUUGGAGUAACAUUAGGGAAACAUUAAGAGCACAAAGCACUUCAGUAACUGCUGCUACUCUGAUAUUACUGGACCACAAAGGUAUCAAAUUGAAUCAGUGCUUCUUUACAGAUUUUGCACUUUUAUAAGGAAGAGUCCAGAAGGCAAAAACAGUGUCUGCUCUUAAUAUUUCAAUCAUUGCCAAAGAUAAAAGAUUUCACAAACAUUCUCAUGUUAAAUUACAUUCUCAUAAGCAAUACAUUAUACGCAAUAUUUAUGAAUCAUCCAUGAUUUAGAAUUUAACAUGCUGUGGUCUACAGUAAAAGGCAUAGCUCUCAAAAAAUGAAAAUUCUAUCAUGUACUCACCAUUAAUUCAUCACAAACCAGUUUGUGUCUUAUAUUGAACACAAAAGAAGAUAUUUUGAAGAAUGAUGUAAACCGGCAGCCAUUGACUUCCAUAGUAUUUGUUUUUCCUACUAUGUCAGUCAGUGGUGACCGAUUUGCAACAUUCCUCAAAACAUCUUCUUUUUUGUUCAACAGAAGAAAUAAACUCAAAUUGAUUCAGUACCACUGAAAUAGCGAGUGGCGAGUGGUAAAUUGUUUUAUUUUGGGGUAAACUAUCCCUGAGAAACAUCUAUUUUAUGGUCAUCAAAUUUGUAUUAUCUGCAGAUAGAAAUAUUUUUGCUGUCUUUUUGAUCCGCAUUAUGAAUUUCAGCUAAACCCAUCAAAGUAAGGCAGACACUACUAUUUAAAACAUUCCUAUUGUGUCAAUAGCAUGUAACGAGGCAUCAUUGUGUAACUUGGAUGUUGCAUUGUGUGUAGACGCCCUGUGAUAUUCAGAUUUGACUGAGAUAUAAUUACUUCAGUAUUCCCCAAGACAUUUCUGGAAGGUGGGAAGUGAAUAAUGGUUGUGGAUUUGAUAGUUUCUUUAGCGUAAUUCUGUUGAAUUAAACUUUAGAGAAUUUGAUUAUGAGCAUGAAUGUUGGAAUGAUUAUGAACUUGAAUGUGAAUAUUUUGCUGACUUAAUAUGUUUCAAUCAACCCAUUGUGCUUUAAUCACUUUUAACAAAGCUGGACACAGGCAACACCGUCCCGUACAUCCCCUUCAAUUUGCUAUGGUUGGUUCCCUUUCAUUUUUUAAUGGGAACAUUUUGUUUUAGUUUAGACAUAGUUUUAAUGUUGAAGUCUGAUAACGGAAAAACUCUUCAGACAUUCAGCUGAUUGGGAUGCAGGGCAGGCAGUCUUAUAUGAGUGGUUGGUGUUUGUUUGCUGGUUGCUGAUGGGCAUAAAGCUCAUGUGCUUUAAAACAAAUGGCUUGGUGGCUUUCAUUAGAUCUAGAAUUUUAUUUAAUGUUAAACUAACGUUUAUGUGUUUACAAUAAAAGAUCUUAUUGUUUUCCUCGUU